CAUCUUCUGUCUAUUGUGGUUACUGCAGUUAUAUUUUUCUUUCGUCCCCGCCUCCAUGUCCUCUGUUCUUAUUGGUUACCGACGCUACGAGUCCCCGGAAGGACAAUAAACCCCAAUACAUUAAAAUUACUGUGCGACAGUUUUUCGAGUGCGUGUUGAACUGCGAAAACGAUAACGGUAUCUGAGAGUUAGACAGUAAAGACUAGGACAAACAAAUACAGCCUUUCGGCUUCUUUACCAUGCAAGGUUAAUUACAGCUUCGCUUUCCCCCGCGUCCAGCUGUUAUUAGCCUAGCAUAAUUUAGCAGAGCUAGCAGCAGCAAUGGCUGCAGUUAUACUCAGUUUCCCCUCUUUGCAGGGUCUACGAAUAUUUACACAGAGAUUGUCAUGGACCAAAAGAGGAGUGAGGCUCGUGUCUGGAGAUGUGCACAGGAUAGAGAAAGUGCUUAUUGCAAACCGAGGAGAGAUUGCGUGUCGUGUGAUGCGAACAGCAAAGAAGAUGGGUGUCCGCUCAGUUGCAGUGUACAGUGACGCAGACAGAGACUCCAUGCAUGUUGCCAUGGCAGAUGAAGCUUAUCACAUCGGGCCUCCGCCCUCCCAGCAGAGUUACCUGGCUAUGGAGAAAGUUUUGGAAGUAGCAAAGAAGUCUGGUUCACAUGCUGUUCAUCCUGGUUAUGGCUUCUUAUCAGAAAACACAGAAUUUGCAGAGGCCUGUAAACAAGAAGGCAUCAUCUUCAUCGGCCCUCCUUCGUCAGCCAUUCGUGACAUGGGCAUUAAGAGCACAUCGAAACACAUCAUGUCAGCUGCUGGAGUACCAAUUAUUGGCGGUUACCAUGGAGAGGACCAAUCAAAUGAAAGACUACAGGCAGAGGCUGCUCAGAUCGGUUACCCUGUGAUGAUUAAAGCUGUGCGAGGAGGAGGAGGAAAGGGAAUGCGUAUUGCACGCUCGGACUCAGACUUCUUGGAGCAGCUGGAGUCGGCAAGACGAGAAGCGAGAAAGUCUUUCAAUGACGAUGUUAUGCUGAUUGAAAAGUUUGUGGAAGAUCCCAGACAUGUGGAGGUUCAGGUGUUUGGAGACAUGCAUGGUAACGCUGUUUAUCUGUUUGAGAGAGACUGCAGUGUCCAGAGGAGACAUCAGAAAAUCAUAGAAGAAGCUCCAGGGCCUGGUAUUAGUCCUGAGGUGCGAAGGAAACUUGGAGAAGCAGCAGUCAAAGCAGCUAAGGCUGUCAACUAUGUAGGAGCAGGUACUGUUGAGUUCAUAAUGGAUGCCAAGCAUAACUUUUACUUCAUGGAGAUGAACACCAGACUGCAGGUGGAACAUCCUGUCUCAGAGAUGAUUACUGGAACUGACCUGGUGGAGUGGCAGCUCAGGGUGGCAGCAGGUGAGCGUCUGCCUCUUCUCCAGGAUGACAUCAUCUUACGAGGGCACUCGUUUGAAGCUCGCAUCUAUGCAGAGGAUCCAAACAAUGACUUCCUCCCGGGGGCGGGGCCUCUGCUGCAUCUCUCGACACCUCCACCGGAAGAACAAACUCGCAUUGAGACUGGAGUCAGGGAAGGAGAUGAAGUGUCGGCACACUAUGACCCAAUGAUCGCCAAGCUUGUGGUGUGGGGGGAAGACCGAUCAGCUGCCUUGAAGAAGCUACGUUACUGUCUACGGCAGUACAAUAUCGUGGGACUAAACACCAAUAUUGAUUUUCUGCUGAGUCUUUCUGGACAUCCAGAGUUUGAGGCUGGAAACGUGAGCACCAGCUUCAUCCCUCAGCACUACGCCGACUUGUUCCCUGCACCACGACCUCCGUGUGGGGCAACCGUCUGCCAGGCAGCCCUGGGUCUGCUGCUGCAGGAGAAGACGCAUGUACAGGAGUUCACUGAGGCGUCCACUGAUCCCUUUUCACCUUUUGGCUCCAGCAGCGGCUGGAGAAACAAUGUGGUUUUUAUCCGAAAUAUGACACUACAGGUGGGAGACAAAAAAGUUGAUGUGGUGAUCAAAUAUAACAGUGAUGGGAGCUACAGUAUGCAGAUUGGUGAGGACGUGUACCAUGUGACUGGAACAGUUGAGCUUGAGGGAGGAGCUUCCUACCUUCACUGCUCUGUCAAUGGAGUGAAGUCCCGUCCUAAACUGGUCAUCCUGGACAACACGGUCCAUCUGUUCUCCACUGAGGGAAGCUCUCAGGUCUCUGUUCCAGUGCCUAAAUAUCUGGCUGGUGCUAGGGGUUCUGGGGCACAGGGCGGAGCUGUGGCCCCCAUGACAGGAACCAUAGAGAAGGUGCUGGUAAAGGCUGGAGAUAAGGUGGCUGCGGGCGACCCUCUGAUGGUCAUGAUCGCCAUGAAGAUGGAGCACACAAUCCGAGCACCAAAGUCGGGCGUGAUCAAGAAAGUGUUCUUCAGUGAGGGCUCUCAGGCCAAUCGUCACGCUGCUCUGGUGGAGCUGCAGGAGGAGGGAGAGGAGGAAAAUGGAGGAGGAGGAGGAGAGGCAGUCAGCAGCCAGUGAAUUUAUUCACAAGUGGAUGGAGACAAAAGAGAUGGAGGUAAAAAAGUUUGUGCUCAGACAACUGGAUAGUGACAUGUUUAGACUCUGUUUGUUCCUUCCUAUAAAGCAGGUCUAGAUGUGUGUGGUCAGGUUGAUGUUUGAAGAAUUUUGAACUGAACAUUUUUCCAGGAGCUGGAACUAAAAAAAAAAGAUCAAAGUUUUUCCUUAGUUAAGCUUUGAUGGUUGAUGUAGGGUUGUGGAGAGAUGCCUGUAUUUCUGUGAAUUUAUUUUUGCUCUUCCAUUUUUUUUCUUCCUUCUUUUGGUGGUAAGUGUAGAAUGUUAGCAGACAUUUGUUUUUCUUUACUCAAAGCACUUGUAUGUUGUCAAUAAUAAGGACUGAAGGCGCACAUUUACACAUUCAUCUGACUGAAGUGAAAAGUUUCUCGGCUCAGUAUCUUCGGCCUCCACUUCCUUGCGUUGCUCCUGAAAUUUCUAUUUAAAAAAAGCACUGGCAGGUUUAACAGACGGUGACAAAACUGCAUAAAAUAAAUGGUCUGAAAUUUGACAUUUGAGGAAAUGUUACUGAUAUGUGAGAAAUAAUGACACUUGUGACUGCAGAGAAGUUUGCAGUUCCACCAACUUAGUUGUUCUUAGUUCAAUCAUGUUUUAAUGAAAAGGUGAUAUAGUAUUUAGGCUAAUAUAUAAACUAAUGUCCUAAUAAUGAAGAGUUCACAUUUAGCUCUGUGUAACUGAGAAGACAGAGGGAAAAAACACUCCAACUGACAUCUGACUCUAGUCCAAACGUCUGUUUUUUUUACAGGAUGAAUCAAAUAAACACAAUCUGUAUGUUGA
Molecule: messenger RNA, 3321 nt
Organism: Cynoglossus semilaevis (tongue sole)
Lineage: Eukaryota; Metazoa; Chordata; Actinopteri; Pleuronectiformes; Cynoglossidae
Gene: mccc1
Product: methylcrotonyl-CoA carboxylase subunit
Exons: 19
Coding region: 322-2490 (722 amino acids)
Cellular component (GO): mitochondrion
Molecular function (GO): ATP binding; metal ion binding; methylcrotonoyl-CoA carboxylase activity
Source: RefSeq, a predicted model, not a curated record